This is a messenger RNA of Bubalus bubalis (water buffalo), 2724 nucleotides long. It is a transcript of the gene PLPP7, whose product is annotated as phospholipid phosphatase 7 (inactive). NCBI's taxonomy places the organism in Eukaryota, Metazoa, Chordata, Mammalia, Artiodactyla, Bovidae. Bases 549 to 1361 code for a protein of 270 amino acids. Gene Ontology annotation, molecular function: sphingosine-1-phosphate phosphatase activity. The record is from RefSeq and is a predicted model, not a curated record. The transcript is spliced from 3 exons. Gene Ontology annotation, cellular component: nuclear envelope.
UCUGGAGAAGCCUCUGGCCUGGGCUCCGCUGUCUGGUCCAUGGGACCAGAUCCAAGCCGUCCAGGCCAGCGGGGCAGGUGGGCCUGGCUCCCCGGGCUCUGGGCUGCUCAGAGGGAAUCUGGUCAAAGCAGGGGUGAGUCAGGGGCCCACCUCUGGGCCUCUGGCUGGGGGCUCAGCCAAGGCCAGACCUGUAGGAGGACUACAUUUCCCAGAGUCCCCCAGGUCCCCCCCAGAGCGAGCCAUUGGGAGAUUUAAAUAGCCCAGGCCCGAGGCAACCAGGCCCCAGCUGUGGACGCGUCUGCCUCCCGGUGGCUCCAUUGGCGCUGGCCGACACUGGGGGGCUCGAUUGGCUGCCCAGCUGGCACUGACAUUCCCCAGGAGCCUGGUGGCAGCCGGAGGUAAACAGCCAUGUGCAGGCCUGCUCUCUAUAUUUAACAGCUGCUGAGGAGCCGGCAGGGAGGCAGAGAGCAGGGGCGGCUCCGGCGUCUUUGGGGGAGAAGGGCCUCGCGGCCAGGCUGGUACCGGCCCUUGCCAGGAGAUCGUCAACAAUGCCCGCCUCCCAGAGCCGGGCCCGGGCCCGGGACCGCAGCAAUGUCCUCAACCGAGCCGAGUUCCUGUCCCUGAACCAGCCCCCCAAGGGGGCCCCGGAGCCCCGCAGCUCGGGCAGGAAGGCCUCGGGCCCCUCGAUGCAGCCCCCAGCCCCUGGGGACGGGGCCCGCGAGCGGCGCCAGUCCCAGCAGUUGCCCGAGGAGGACUGCAUGCAGCUGAACCCCUCCUUCAAGGGCAUCGCCUUCAACUCCCUGCUGGCCAUUGACAUCUGCAUGUCCAAGCGCCUGGGGGUGUGCGCCGGCCGGGCCGCGUCCUGGGCCAGCGCCCGCUCCAUGGUCAAGCUCAUCGGCAUCACGGGCCACGGCGUCCCCUGGAUCGGGGGCACCAUCCUCUGCCUGGUGAAGAGCAGCACGCUGGCCGGCCAGGAGGUGCUCAUGAACCUGCUUCUGGCCCUGCUCCUAGACAUCAUGACGGUGGCCGGCGUGCAGAAGCUCAUCAAGCGGCGUGGCCCGUUCGAGUCGAGCCCCAGCCUCCUGGACUACCUCACCAUGGACGUGUAUGCCUUCCCCGCCGGGCACGCCAGCCGCGCGGCCAUGGUGUCCAAGUUCUUCCUGAGCCACCUGGUGCUGGCUGUACCGCUGCGCGUCCUGCUGGUGCUCUGGGCCCUGUGCGUGGGGCUGUCGCGGGUCAUGAUCGGCCGCCACCACAUCACCGAUGUCCUCUCCGGCUUCGCCAUCGGCUACUUCCAGUUCCGCCUGGUUGAGCUGGUGUGGAUGUCCUCCAACACCUGCCAGAUGCUCAUCUCCGCCUGAGAAUCCAGUUCCACUGUGCCGGAUGGCCGCUGGUGCUGUCUGAGCUUGCCCUUGGCCAGACUCUGUGGGUCCCGUCCAGACUGGAUGUUGGGUAAGACGGGAACAAGGUCCACCGGCCCCGGUGUAGCCGCAAAGCUCAGCCUCAGUGUGUCCUCCCCACUUCCUCACUCCGACCCACGCCCGCCCCCAGCCCUGUGGGCCUCCACCUGCCCCUCCCAGAGCCCAGAGUCAGUCCUGAACUUGCCCAGCGCUCUCCUGCCUCCUGGCAUCACCCCAGCUGUCAUGGGCAAUGUGACCACUUCCCAGAACACAGAAGUUCACCUGGGUUUCUUUCGUCAAGGUCACUGGGGUAGUGAGCCAAGGGGAGCUGGGGGACAGGCUGGGGGUGGUCUGGGAAGGGUGAUCUUGAGGAAGGAGUGCACACAUGGGAGUCAGACCCUAAGGGCCCUAAGUCAUUGAGCCCUUCUGAGCCUCAGUUUCCCCCUCCCUAAAAUGGGGAUAAUGCUACCUUGCAUAAAGCUGGAGCAUCCAGAGCUGUGUGGCCCAGGCGGGCACACUGAAGGGUCAAGAAAGGAAGACAGAGCUUCUUGGGCUGCACACCCUCCCAAGAACCAUGUGUCCCUGCUGGGCACUCAGGCACAGGGCAGGGUACUCUGGGGAUCAGAUGGACUGGAACUGAGAGACGGGCACCUAUCCAUGUCACGGCGGACCCAGUGGCUUCUUUUCACAGAUGGGGGCACUAAGGCCCAGGAGGGGUGUCCGGCCCACACCAAGUAUGCAGGCACUAUGCAGCCUGCCCUGAACCCCACCACCCACCUCACGCUCCCCGGCUUCAGGCUGUCAGCGGGCGAAGGGCGUGUGAACUGACCCCUCCCACCCUGAGUCUGUCUCGUUUCUCCUCCAGGCUGCCCAAAACCUCCUUCCAACAGAGCUGGGAUUUAGGACCAAGGAGGUCACCCCUGCUGACUCUGCAUCUUGGUAGGGUCUCUAUUGGAUUCCUAGUUGUAAAAUAAAGAACAGUAAGUUGGGGCUCUGAAGACCCCUGGCAGCUAUGGCCUGGCGAUGGCGGGCUGGCCUGGGAAAAACCCACUGCCAAGAACACACUAUUGUGGUGUUAACAGACUGAAUUGUGCCCCCUCCCCGCAAUUCAUACAUCAAAAGCUUAACCCCCAGGACCUCAGAAUGUGAUUCUAUUUGAAGACAGGACCUUUAAAGAGGCAAUUAACUUAAAAUGAGGUCAUUAGGAUGGGCCCUUGUCCAAUAGCACAGGUGUCCUUAUAAGAAGGAAAGUUGGACAUGCAGAGGGACGACCCUGUGAAGACACAGGGAGAGCACAGCCCUCCACAAGCCAAGGAGAAAGCAA